Molecule: messenger RNA, 670 nt
Organism: Closterium sp. NIES-65
Lineage: Eukaryota; Viridiplantae; Streptophyta; Zygnematophyceae; Desmidiales; Closteriaceae
Source: the annotation of a GenBank genome assembly
AUGUAUGCAUUGCCUACUAGUGCUGACCGUGCCGGUCACCAGUGCGUCCCGCCUGACCCAGGUAUAGGACCUGCUGCUCUAGCUACUGGUGAGGCUGCUGCUCUGGGUGCUAGUGAGUCUCCUGCUCCAGGUACAGGUGCGGCUGCUGCUCUAGGUGCUAGUGAGUCUGCUUCCUCAGGUGCGGGUGAGGCUGCGCUCUCAGGUACCGCGUUGGCUUCGGCCUCCCUCACCUUUACACUUGACUCUGGGGCUUCUCGCUCCUUCUUUCGGGACCGCACCACACUCACGCCGCUUGGUCGGCCGGUUGUAGUCUCCCUGGCUGACCCCUCUGGGGGUCCUGUCCUCGCUCACUUCUCCACUGUCCUCCCGUGUCCGGCUGCCCCCUCGGGCACCCUGUCUGGCCUGUACCUCCCCUCGUUCUCGACGAACUUGGUGAGUGGUGCAGACCUACAGGAUGCGGGGGUUCACCAGUUCACUCCUGCGAGUCAGCGGGUGACCCACUGCACGGACGCACGCACAGGCCGGCACCUGGCCACGUUCUCGCGUCGGCCGGGGUCGAGCCUCUACACCCUGACCACUGAGUCUCCUCCUGUCCCCGCGUCCGGUCAGGUAGCAGCGUCGGGUCAGGUGUUUGCUGCUGCGUCCAGGUCUGGUCCUGAGUCUGCCCCCU